CAUGUGUAUCCUGCCUGUUCCUGGGUUGAGUCCGUAGGCUGUAAGGGUGGCUUUUCUGGUUCCUAUCGAUCGACGCCUGUGCAGUGAGCGACCUCGACUUGACCGCCGACCAUAGUCCAGGAGGAAAGCAAUCAUUGUUCGAUUCUCUCUCGCUUCACUCAAGUGUACAUGUUUAUGAACUUCCACCUUGUUCCUUUGGUGUUCACGUGAUUCACAGUGUUUACUUCGAUUUAUUAAAAAUUAGGGAAGAAGGACGAUAAAAAGAAGCGUUUACAAAUGCUUUUCUACUGAAAACAGUAGCAAUACGGCAAUACCCAGUAUAGAAAUAAUGAACUCAAAAUAGAAACAAAGUUCUUGAUUAUGCAUAGGAAGAGUAAAAAGGAAAAAUAAUAACAAUUAUGAACAAAAGUAGACGUAAGAACAUGAUUACUAACAUCUUACGCAAACCAAACUUGUUGAAAAAUAUUUAUACAUUCAUUCCAUGAAUUUUUAUCAUUUUAUAAGCAAAAAAUAGUAUGUGAUCAAAUUAAGCAUGUAAGUUGCAAUUGCACCAUUAAAAUAUCAGUAAGGAUAAUUUUACAGGAAUAAAUAAUUUUAUAAGAAGAGGAAAUAUGAAUUUUAAUAAAAAUCUUCGAUUUGCGACUUAAUGUAAAGAUUAAUUGUAUUAACGUUAAAUCGAUUUACUUAAUGAUGACAAGUUGUGAAUCUGUUUUGGUACUUUUUAAAAAAGAACUAUAAGAAUUAAAAAAAGAAACUGUCAUUCGGGAAUAAAAGACAUGUCUGAAAGUCAAGCGAAACCGGCAUCACCGGUACCGCCGGCUGCCUCUACGCAAUGCUGUAACAAUUUGACAGAGACACAGUGUCCAGCAUUGCAAGUUACGUCACGAAUGUUACGAUCACCGAGCCAUGAGAGCGUCACGACUGAUCUUUCUCUCUUCAGCGUCUCCUCAGUUGCAAGUGACUUACGAGCAGUUAAUAGACUUGUCACUUUUAAAUCAUACACUGAUGUACAUCUCGCUGGUCGGGGUCCAUCACCGAAACCAGAUUCCCGCCAAGCUCAAAGUAGCAGACCAGCGGAUAUACCAGAAAUUCUGUGGUUCGAAGAAGAAAAUGAAUUAAUUCGUAGCUGCGGAGUGCUUUCUUCUGCACUUGGUCUUCGCAAAAGCUUUAGCACAAGUGAUGUAUCCCAACUGCCAAGCCCAGAUACGUUGGGUCCGAGUGGGUUGCGAUCGGCCGUGUCUACUUUAGCAUUGAACACUACCCAAAAAAACGCCCUGCUGUUGGAACACGCGCGGCUUGAUCACGCAUCAAGAUCUUGUAGUACAUGGGUUGCUGUUGGUGAACCAGUAGCCAACACAUCGCAACUUCCCAGUCCUCAUGGGGGCACGCAAGAACAACAGAAUCAACAUCCUACGUCUACCUGUUCCCAAUCAGCUCAACAACCAACUCCUGCACAACUUCAACCAGUACCUUUCACAGGAGCUGAUUUUGUUAGAUCCGUAAAUAAAAAAGUUCGACAAAAUUAUAUACGUCGAAGAUUAUUAACGACAUAUCGUGCAUUGGAGCGGCUUUCGCAAAGUGAAUUUAAUUUAGAUCAAUUGGAAGCUGUGGCAACCGCUGCACAAACAACUUCUGGAGCCACAUUGUUGGUACCUGGAACUACUACUAUUACCGGACCUUCACUAAUAGGGCAAAAAGAACGGAACCAUGCCUUAACGAUUAAAGAUGUUGAAAGGGAACGUGGAAAUCAAUUGUCGAAAUAUGAGAGAAAUAUGAUGAUUUUUAACUGGCUUCAUACACUUGACGAUACUGCUAUUGUUGACAGUAUAGAAUAAAUUAUACGUUAAUUAAUA
Messenger RNA from Ceratina calcarata, 1853 nucleotides. RefSeq lists its product as uncharacterized. The coding region runs from base 777 to 1835 and encodes 352 amino acids. The transcript is spliced from 3 exons. NCBI's taxonomy places the organism in Eukaryota, Metazoa, Arthropoda, Insecta, Hymenoptera, Apidae. The record is from RefSeq and is a predicted model, not a curated record.